GCUGCGUGCGGUUUGUGUUUGAUUUGUCUCGAGUUUGUAGGCUUUAUUAUUCAAUUAUUUUUUGUAAAGACUGUUGACUUUCGAAAGUUGUAGUAGCGGACAUAGGAUUAUAAGUAUUAGUUGCUGAAUUAAUAUUCAAAACCCAGUGUCAUUCCAAAGAUGUGCGAAUGGCAUCAUUUGGCCAGGCCAAAAAGUAAAGCCCCCUGUGAUAUAAGCUGGUCGCAAUGGCCAUAAAAAAGCUCCCUGGCCAGUGAAUCCGAGCUUUCGUCCCGUUAGUCGCGCCAUCAGCUGACCUGGAGCAACAACAACCUGUACGGAGGAACAAAGUUUCGCGCUAAAAAUAGUCAAAGUUCAUGGUCAACGUCCUGGAGCGGAGUGGGCAGAUUCAAUCCGUGAUACUCGCAUCCCAAAAUGGCCCUGAUUCGCUGCUGCUUUGAGCCGCCUGAACUCCCAGAGUUCUUCGACAGUUUCGUGCAGAAGUGCACGGAUCCUAGUUGCUGCUGCGGAUGCUGCUCGGCGCUCCGACCGCGCUACAAGCGCCUGGUGGACAACAUAUUUCCGGUGAAUCCGGAAGACGGGCUGGUCAAGUCCAACAUGGAGAAGCUGACCUUCUACUCACUGAGUUCGCCUGACAAGCUCGACCGGAUUGGCGAGUACCUCUACCAGAAGGCCACUAAGGAUAUCAACAGGAAGCGCUACAAGCUGGCCGAAAUCGCCAUGGAAGCCAUGGACCUGCUGCUUCAGGCCUGUCACGCCCAAACCACUCUCAAUCUGUUUGUGGAAUCCUUCCUGCGCAUGGUGCAGAAGCUGCUUGAGGACUCGAACCCCAACCUGAAGAUAAUGGCCACCAAUUCGUUUGUGAAGUUCGCCAACAUCAACGAGGACACUCCGUCCUACCAUCGGCGUUACGACUUCUUCAUUUCGAAGUUCUCUUCGAUGUGCCACAGCGAUGCGGCCAGCAUGCGGGACAGUCUGCGCCUCGCGGGAAUCAAGGGCUUGCAGGGCGUUAUCAGGAAAACAGUGUCCGACGAUCUGGUGGAGAACAUCUGGGCGGCAGAGCACAUGGAGAAGAUUGUGCCCUCGCUCCUUUUCAACAUGCAGUUUUGUGUAAACGUUAUGUUCGUGAAGAAAAAUUUACUGGCGUCCGGGGAUCUAACGCCCGUUGAGGAUGCCACCAAUGUGACGCCGCCGGCCUUGGCCGAGGAAGUACUCCGUGAGCUGGUGGGCCGUGCCUCCUUCGGGCAUAUUCGCAGCGUACUGAAGCCGUUGCUGACCCACCUGGACCGCCAUGAGCUGUGGGUGCCCAACACGUUUGCGAUUCAUACAUUCCGCAUCGUGAUGAUUUCCAUACAGCCGCAGUACUCGUAUACCGUGGUGGAGACCCUGAUGCAGCAUCUGGACAACAACUUCAAGUCGUCUCCCAAGACACGCACCUCGUUGGCAGUCGUUCUGUCAAAGAUUAUCGCCAUAGCAGCGGGCGAGAGUGUCGGGCCCUCCGCUCUGGACAUUAUCAACAACCUGCUGACCCAUCUGCGGACUAGUGUGAGCACUACCAGCGAGAUCACACCCGAGGAGUCGCAGUACCAGGAGGCGCUGAUUAACGCGCUGGGCGAGUUCGCAAACCAUCAUCCCGACUACCAAAAGAUCGAGAUCAUGCUCUUCAUCAUGAACACGGUGCCGGACUUAUCAAAGAAGAGCAAGGGCGACCAGAUGUUGCAGAACAUCCUGCUCAAGUCGCUUCUUAAGGUGGGAACCCAGUACAGCACCGUCUCCUUCGAAAAGGCCUUCCCCGCCUCCUUCCUGCAGCCGUUGCUUAAGAUGGCCCGGGCGCCACAUAAUCCCACUCGCAUGGUUGUGAUGCAGAUUUUGCAGGCUCUGCUCGAUCGGCACCAGAAUGAGCAGGUUCUCAGCAACGUCAGUGUGAAGCCAUACCCGGCGCUCUCCCAGGAGCCGCCAUCGCGUUCUGACAUUAUUUUCACGCACAAAUACGGCGCCAACAUCAUGCAGGCGCUGAUCGAUUCAAUGGCGCUAUCGGAUCGGGUUGACGCCUUGUCCUCCAGUUAUAAUACCGCCGCCCUGCUCAUCGUCGAGAUGUCUUGCAACGAGACCGUGCAGGAAUUUCUUCUGUUUAUUCUGGGAAUCCAGCAGGUGGCCAACACUGUGGACACCUUGGGAAAUGUGCACAAGUGCAGCUUGCACGCCAUCUCCAUCGGCCUGCUGGUGCUCAUCUCGCGGGUAAGUGGCAUCAACAACCUACUGGAGUAUGCUCAAAAGAUUGUGGAUGCACGGCGCGAGGAGGCCACUCACUUCCUACCACCUCUGCUUGAGCCCAAGAAGAUGUCCGGGAAGACCUUGAAUCUGGCGCUGCCCCAUCUCGCCAUAGACAAGUUAGCGCUGGGGGAGUGCCUGCAGAACGCGGGCAUGGAUGCCCAGAGGCUCAACUCUGGAGCUCCGUACGCGCUUAACCAGACGGAUCACCCGGGCCAUCGCCACUCCUGGGUAGAGUCCGUGAGCAACCAGCUGACUCAGCGCAACAGCUCUGCGGAUCUGACCGUCUACAACGGCGAUGUGGACAGCGUUAGCAGCUCGCCGGGCGUUUGCAAGAAGCUCCUGGCACCGGAGUUCAACUUCGAUGCCAUGAAGAGGGCACUGGCUGAGCCAACUGAGGCUGCCAAGCGGGAGCAGCGCGAGCGCCAGAUGCAGAUCGUUCGCACGUUCCGCGAGGGCGAGUUUGAUGAUCUGAUGAGACGCACAGAACCCAAGCACGAUCUCAUCCAGAAUCGCCUGAACGAGCUCUUCAACUCGCUGGCCGUGGAACGUCAGAUCACGCAGAGCGACACCAAGGCCGCUCAGUUGCAAGCUAGCAACGAGAAGCCCAUCUACGAGACGAACUUCCCGGAACUCUUUUACUACUAAACCGUAUUCCUCGAACCGGAAUUCCCAUCCGGCGAAUAUUCCGUACUCAAUUCACGUAUAAAUAGCCCUCAAUGCGAAUUUGUUUGGUGUCUGUAUGAAACUAGUUAAAUUUAAUCAAAUUUUCUGUUGUUAAAUGCAAGCAAUUCAAUUGUUAA
This is a messenger RNA of Drosophila suzukii, 3071 nucleotides long. It is a transcript of the gene stmA, whose product is annotated as Protein EFR3 homolog stmA. Gene Ontology annotation, cellular component: plasma membrane. Gene Ontology annotation, biological process: protein localization to plasma membrane. The record is from RefSeq and is a predicted model, not a curated record. NCBI's taxonomy places the organism in Eukaryota, Metazoa, Arthropoda, Insecta, Diptera, Drosophilidae.